This is a messenger RNA of Notechis scutatus (mainland tiger snake), 4550 nucleotides long. The record is from RefSeq and is a predicted model, not a curated record. NCBI's taxonomy places the organism in Eukaryota, Metazoa, Chordata, Lepidosauria, Squamata, Elapidae.
AGUUUAUCAGGAUUAAAAGUCCAAUAGCAGGACAUAACUUUGCUUGUCAUGCUAUGACGACUUCAUGGGUUCCGCCAAAAAUGUGAUAAGCGAAUCUGUUGAUGCAGAAGAGAAAUAUAACAUGAUGGCUUCUUUCCAACGCUCCAACAGUCACGACAAAGUCAGGAAAAUUGUAGCCGAGGAGGGUCGCACUGCAAGAAACCUGAUUGCUUGGAGCGUGCCCUUGGAGAACAAGGAAGAGGAAGGAAAACCAAAGUGGCAGGUAGGGGCCAAAUCGAAGAGGAUAAACCAAGGAACACACAAAAUUAGCAAACAGAGCACGGCGUCCGAUUGCAAAAUCGCACCAGCCACCGGGGAGAAGACCUACUAUAAAAGCCCCACCAAGACCAGGCAGCCACGGAAAGUGGACCUCCGGGCGCGAUACUGGGCGUUCCUUUUCGACAACCUCAGGCGGGCGGUGGAUGAAAUCUACGUCACUUGUGAAUCGGACCAGAGUGUGGUGGAAUGCAAAGAGGUGCUGAUGAUGUUAGACAAUUACGUGCGGGAUUUCAAGGCCUUGAUAGAUUGGAUUCAGUUGCAGGAGAAGUUGGAGAAGGCUGAUGCUCAAAGCAGGCCAACCUCGCUUGCGUGGGAAGUCAAGAAGAUGUCCCCAGGGCGCCAUGUCAUUCCCAGCCCAUCGACCGACAGAAUCAGCGUGACCUCCAAUGCCCGAAGGAGCCUCAAUUUUGGAGGACCUCCUGCGACCGUUACCUCGAACCGUCUGGCUCCUUCUGGGGUCAGCUGGGCAGACAAAGUCAAGGCCAGCCACCCAGGAACAGCCCCCCACUUGGAGAAAGUGGCAGCCCAGGGCCAGGGGCCCCCGGUAGCGCAGAAGCCCACCCGCAGAAUGGAGAGGAGAGAUGCCGAAGGCUGGGAAACGGUCCAGCGAGGAAGGCCCGUUCGAUCCAAAUCUUCUGCUUUGGUCCCCAAAGCCACUUCGUCUGCGGAAUUAUCGCAAUUUAAGGAUGACAGCGACAAAGAAAACGUCAUUCUUCCACCGCCAGACUACAAACAGAAGGGCUCAUUGGCCAAGGAUGGCAUGUCCAAAAAUUUAGAUCUAAUCCUGAAAGACCAUCAGUGUGAACAUCCGCUCGCUGAGAGGACUCAGUUCACAGGCCGGGUGUUUGAAGAGCUCAAGGUCUCCGAGAAGAUCACUGGACCUUUGCAACCCGUUUCCGAAGUGCCGCUUGUUCUCGUAGACGUCGAAGGCCACUCCGAGAGUCCACAGGCGGGCGCCCACGUCACCUCCGUCGCUCCCACAAGUGAUGACGCAGAAAAUGUCAAGAGCGAAAGCGAAAUGGAUCCUGCAGACAUUUCAAACUCCAUGGCCGAGGUGCUCGCUAAAAAAGAAGAGUUAGCAGACCGCCUGGAAAAAGCCAACGAGGAGGCCAUUGCGAGCGCCAUCGCCGAGGAGGAGCAGCUGACGCGGGAGAUCGAAGCUGAGGAGAACACCGAUAUCAACCUGGAAACGGACAAUGACAGCGACUUCUCUGCCAGCUUAGGCAAUGGCAGCAUAUCCUUCUGCGGCAUUUCCAUGGACUGGAAUGAUGUCCUGGCAGAUUAUGAAGCUCGUGAAUCGUGGCGCCAAAAUAAUUCCUGGGGAGACAUCGUGGAAGAAGAGCCAGCUCGCCCACCAGGCCAUGGAAUCCACAUGCACGAAAAGCUCUCUUCUCCGUCUCGCAAGAGGACAAUUGCAGAAUCGAAGAAGAAGCAUGAAGAGAAACAGAUGAAGGCUCAGCAGCUGAGAGAGAAGCUCCGGGAAGAGAAAACGCUAAAGCUUCAGAAAUUAAUGGAAAGGGAAAAAGAUGUAAAAAAAUGGAAAGAAGAAUUGUUGGACCAGAGGCGAAGGAUGAUGGAGGAAAAAUUGCUCCACGCGGAGUUUAAACGUGAAGUACAGUUGCAAGCAAUUGUCAAAAAAGCCCAAGAGGAAGAAGCUAAGGUGAAUGAAAUUGCAUUCAUAAACACGUUGGAAGCCCAGAAUAAGCGCCACGAUGUUUUGUCCAAACUGAAAGAAUACGAACAAAGACUCAACGAAUUACAGGAAGAACGCCAACGAAGGCAGGAAGAGAAGCAAGCCCGCGACGAAGCUGUCCAGGAACGGAAGAGAGCUCUGGAAGCGGAGCGUCAGGCCCGGGUGGAAGAGCUGCUGAUGAAGAGGAAGGAACAAGAAGCUCGAAUUGAGCAGCAGAGGCAGGAGAAGGAGAAAGCCCGAGAAGACGCAGCUCGGGAACGCGCCAGAGAUCGGGAAGAGAGAUUAGCUGCUCUGACCGCAGCCCAGCAAGAAGCCAUGGAGGAGCUCCAGAAGAAGAUCCAGUUGAAGCACGAUGAGAGCAUCCGGAGGCACAUGGAGCAAAUCGAACAGAGGAAAGAAAAAGCCGCCGAAUUAAGCAGCGGAAGGCACGCCAACACGGACUAUGCGCCCAAACUCACCCCCUACGAGCGAAAGAAGCAGUGUUCCCUCUGCAGUGUUGCGAUUUCCUCGGAGGUGUAUCUCUUUAGCCACAUUAAGGGAAAAAAGCAUCAGCAAGCUGUGAGAGAAAACAGCAGCAUCCAAGGCCGAGAGCUCUCCGAUGAAGAAGUGGAGCACCUGUCCUUAAAGAAAUACAUCGUGGACAUUGUGGUAGAAAACACGAUUCCCACCGAGCCUAUAAAAGACAGUGAAGAGAGGCAGAAGACAAAAAAGAAAGCCAAGAAAUUGAAGGCACGGAUGAACUCAAGGGCAAAGGAGUACGAGAACGGAAUGGAGUCCAAAAAUGUCUCCUGUGAGUCUCCGUACAAAGCAAAGCUACAACGAUUGGUGAAAGAUUUGCUGAAGCAGCUUCAGAUUCAAGAUGGUAGCAAAAUCUCCGCUCUGGAUAGGAUUCUGGGAGAUAUUUCACGCAUCCUGGAAAAAGAGAGCCGGGAGCUCAACGUUCCUGCCUUAAACCCUCCCUGCCACCGCCCAGCCAGGUUUAUUCCGUGUCAUGUUGUGUUUCGUGUCUAGGUAUGUGUCCCAGAUGAUCACAGUGCUACCCCAGGAAGAGCCAUUAACAAGCAGGCCUUUGAAGGACUAAUAACUGGAGCGCUCAGGAUCUUGGCUGUAGUGUUUGAGUCUCUGAUGUCCAACCUACCUAACGCCAGUAACCAAAUUUGUGCACCAAAAUUGACUCAAGAUACGAAAAACAAGACCUCCCAAGCGGAAAUGUUUAACAAUAGGAUACAAGACCUUAUCAGCUACGUGGUGAACAUUGGCUUAAUAGAGAAGCUGAGCUGCUGCUUCCUCUCUAUCCAAGGCCCGAUUGACGAAACCCCCAAAACGGCGGCCUUCUUGCAGAGCUGCACCGCCGCCCUGCAUGGGAUGUGUCAGCUGUGCUUCGCUGUCAAUGGCAGGUCCGGCUUUAGCAUCUUCGCCGGGACCCACCAGGAUCCCACCGGGCUGACAGCGGCUUUCAAGGCCACGGAUCUGGUGGGCGUUUUGCACAUGCUCUACUGCGUUCUCUUCCACGGCACCCUAGUGGAACCCAGCGCGGCCAACCCGAAGGAGAGCUUCGCGGCGAACACCCUGAAAGUCGCUCUCCAGAGUUUGCGCUUCUUCAAUAGUUUUGCUGUGCUGGAUCUCUCCGCCUUCCAGUCUGUGGUUGGCUCUGAAGGCCUCUCCCUGGCCUUCCGGCACAUCAUCAGCUCCUUGCUAUGGCACUGCUCCCACCACACCUGCGAAGUACUACUUCACGAAGUCAUUGUCUGCGUGGGCUACUUCACGGUCAACCAUCCCGACAACCAGGUAAUUGUGCAGUCCGGCCGCCAUCCCACUGUGUUGCAGAAGUUGUGCCAGUUGCCUUUCCAGUAUUUCAGUGACCCUCGGCUUAUCAAAAUCCUCUUUCCGACACUAAUUGCCGCUUGUUACAAUAACCCACAAAACAAGAUCAUUCUGGAGCAAGAAAUGAGUUGUGUGUUGUUGGCCACUUUCAUUCAGGAUUCUACAGAAAGCUCGGGCCCAACAGACAACCAGCCUUCGCAACAAAGGGAAACAUUCUUGGGCGCUCAAGAUUAUUUGGAGCUGUCAAACAGGUUCCCUCGGCAGACCUGGGAAGAGGCCUGGCAGUUUUUCUUGAAGAAAGAGAAAAAAGGAUAAUUUAUUGAAUUGUUUGUUUUGAUUCGUUUUGUUUUGCCAAGACGGUUACUUUUCCUCCCUCUCGUUGAGCAAUUUUGGGUGUCUUGAAGAUGACGUUGGAAAGAUUCUUCGAUCUUGGCAACGCAUAUAUUGUAGAUAUAUAUAUAUAUAUAUAUAUAUAUAGAGAGAGAGAGGUAUAUAUAUAUGUGUGUGUGUGUGUAUAUAUAUAUAUUUUAAAAAGUAUAAUUUGCACUACUUCGGUCGGAAGACUUGUACAUAUUUUGAAAUCCUGUUUCAUGGUUUUGGAAAAGAAAAGAUUUAUUUUAUUGUGAGCGCGUAUCUUUCUGCAAUCUACCAUCGCCAGCUGGCAUUGCAACUCCCACCGCUCCCUAGCUAGCAUGGGCAUUGUAGUUGGACAUAC